Messenger RNA from Musa acuminata subsp. malaccensis (wild Malaysian banana), 1417 nucleotides. RefSeq lists its product as uncharacterized. Gene Ontology annotation, biological process: developmental process involved in reproduction. The record is from RefSeq and is a predicted model, not a curated record. NCBI's taxonomy places the organism in Eukaryota, Viridiplantae, Streptophyta, Magnoliopsida, Zingiberales, Musaceae.
CUCGCUUCCGUCACUCUCUCUCUCUCUCUCUCUAUUUACCCAUCCUGUUCCCUCGCCCCCCAAAACCCUAAUCGCCCGGCUCCUCUGAUUUCUCCAACGAUCUAGGGUCAUCUUUCUCCGUUUUCUCUCUCCUCUCUCCUCACCCGGCUCGAUCUGGUCUCAGAUUUGGUGCGAUCAUGGCAUCUUAGAUAUCUUUCUCUCCGUUACAUCUCAGGCACGAAGUAUUAGGUGGUCUGGAUAUUUCGAUUCCGGACCAGAUGGAGCCGCUCAACACCAAACUGUAUGAAAAAUACAAGAAUCUGAAGAAAAGAAAGUUCUUUGAGGAGGAGGAGUGGAACCGUAAAAGAGAUACCGACCUGAGGAGUUAUCAGUCUGCUAUGGAGGACUUAAUAGAAGAGAUGAAGAAUGCAAAUGAACGGCUCCGAGCUGAAUUGUAUUCCUUUCAGGAACAAUAUGCUAACUGUGAAAAGUCACUGCUUGAAGAGAGCCAGAAAUCCAAAGAGCUCUCUGAUGAAGUUGGAAGACUCCAGAAUCUUUUAUUGAGGAAAAAUGACACAAGUGACAAAUCACUGAUGUCAUCACCUUGUUCAAUAGCUGGAGUAAUGUCCACAGAAAUACCUAAGAGCUUACCAAGACAGAAAACACCAGACUUACGCGAGGAAAUCAGCCCCAUUCAAAAUAAAGAAGCAGCUACCCUUACCUAUGAUAGCCACAAAGUAGAGACUAAGGUGCCAGAUUGUUGCAGAAGAAACAUGGGCAGUUCAAGUGAUGCUUCAGAAGACUGCUGCAAUUGCGUUUUCCAGACUCUUAUGAAGCUCUUGGUUGGCAUGGAUUUUUCUGUCAAUAGUCAAACUGAAAGUCUUUGUCUUUUAGUUGUUCACAAAAUGAGUGGUUACAGUUUUAGCUUAACAUGGAUGCCACGUGAUGGUGGAGAAGGUGAGUUGAUGUAUCGUGUUUCUUCACUGGGGACACUGGAGAGGGUAGCUUUGGAUUGGAUGAAGGAGGACAUGAUAUUUAGCACAGCCAUGUGUCGUGUUUUCUUUGAGCGGGUAACACGAGUCACCGGGCGUUCUUGAUUCGAUACUUGAUGUGCUACACAUGAAAAAAGGAUUGUACUCCAGCCACGUUUCCUGUCUAAUGGGGUUCCAAAGGCAUCACCAUAAUCCAAACACAUGGAGGGUUCAAGAAAUCAGCAUCAGCAACUCUUCAGUAAGUUGCUUUUGUUGGAUUCUCCUUGAAGAACUUGUAUCUUACUGUCCAUGCCAAACAAGUCAAUCUUUUUCUUGCUUCACUUGUCUUCAAACUUAUUUAUUGCCCUCUUUAGCUGAUGCUUCAUCCUCAUAAUGUGGUCUGUUUGGUUGAACAUGAAUGGUAUGUUCUCUGAUUAAAAGGAUGCAAAAUUGUUUAGCUUGAUGGA